AUGAGAAACGAUAUCUUGAGAGUUGGUGGUAGGUUGAGGAAUGCCAGUCUGCCUUUCGGUGCGAAACACCAGAUGUUGCUCCCGGACAAGAACCCAAUCGUUGAAUCGCUGUUGAGAACGCUGCACAGAGAGCUGUUGCACAUUGGUCCGUCCGGUCUAAUCGCUUACGUACGUCAGAAGUUCUGGUUGUUGAAUGCUAGAUCUGUGGCGCGAAAGAUCAUUCGUAGUUGUGUUGCCUGUUUCCGUUGUAGUCCGCAGUUGUUGCAACCGUCGAUGGGCGAUUUGCCAGAAGCGCGUGUUGUUCCUGCUCCACCGUUUUCCAAGUCCGGUGUUGAUUUCGCCGGUCCAGUCUUUAUUCGUCAAGGGGGAAGAAAGUCCACUCUCGUUAAGGCUUACAUUUGUUUGUUCGUUUGUAUGGCCACAAAGGCGAUCCAUCUAGAAUUGGUUUCGGAUCUGUCCGCCGCAGCGUUUGUGGCUGCGCUGCACCGCUUUGUUGCUCGCCGUGGCCUGGUCGAAGAGUUGUUCUCGGACAAUGGGUCCAAUUUCGUCGGCGCUAAGUCCGAACUGCAUAGUUUGUACGAGUUGUUCAAAAGCGAUCAACUGCAGGGUAAACUAAACGAGUUUUGCCAGGCCCGUGAGAUUAGAUGGACGUUUAUCCCUCCCCGUGCUCCGAAUUUCGGUGGUCUGUGGGAGGCGGGUGUGAAAAGCACCAAAACCCACCUUAAAAAGGUCCUCCGUGAUGCUUCUCUGACGUUCGAGGAGUAUUACACCGUUUUAACGCAGAUUGAGGCCAUCCUCAAUUCGAGGCCUCUGUUUUCCUCCUCUGCAGACCCCAACGAGCCUGAGGCGAUUACUCCGGGCCACUUUCUAAUCGGUCGCGAAUUGACGGCCAUUCCAGAGCCAAAUCUGGAGGAUACGAAACUCAAUCGAUUGUCUCGUUGGCAGCUCGUUCAACGGAUUCGUGAUCAUUUUUGGAGACGUUGGUCUCGGGAGUACUUGAACACUCUACAAACUAGGCAGAAAUGGACGAAGGGUUGCAAGAAUGUUACUCCAGAUACGGUAGUGUUGUUGAAGGAAGACAACAUUCCUCCGCAGUUGUGGAAGUUAGGUCGUAUUGUAAACGUCUACCCAGGUUCCGAUUCGGUUGUUCGUGUCGCAGAUGUCCAAACGGUUAACGGCGUUUUCCGUCGUCCUAUCUCGAAACUCGCCCCUUUGCCCAUUGAACAAAAUCCCCAAUAG
Aedes albopictus (Asian tiger mosquito) is the source of this 1239-nucleotide messenger RNA. RefSeq lists its product as uncharacterized. The coding region runs from base 1 to 1239 and encodes 412 amino acids. The record is from RefSeq and is a predicted model, not a curated record. Gene Ontology annotation, biological process: DNA integration. The transcript has a single exon. Gene Ontology annotation, molecular function: nucleic acid binding. NCBI's taxonomy places the organism in Eukaryota, Metazoa, Arthropoda, Insecta, Diptera, Culicidae.